This is a messenger RNA of Bursaphelenchus okinawaensis, 4525 nucleotides long. NCBI's taxonomy places the organism in Eukaryota, Metazoa, Nematoda, Chromadorea, Rhabditida, Aphelenchoididae. The record is from the annotation of a GenBank genome assembly.
AUGUUAGCGUCGUCGCAAAAGUCGCAAACGCCUCAAAAUCCACCCCCGAACUCACAAAUAACCGCGGCUCAACUUCAAGCUCUAGCUAUGGGUUUGGCCGCGCCUUUGCCUGGUUUUGCUUCUCCACCUUCGCUUCUACAAAAUAUGGCAGCCAAGAAUGGGCAAAAACAACAUUGCUAUCUCUGUGAUUAUCCGAGAAUGCCUUGGGCAAUGUGCCAUGACUAUGCUGAGGUUGUUUGUCGAGGGUGCGUGAACUACGAGGGGGCUGAGAAGUAGGUUUUUAAAUGUGUUUUAAACCUAUUUAUUGGUUUUUUGAAGUCGUUUCUAAGCCUAAGGUUUGACCGUUGAGCCUAAAUUUCUUCUUAACUGCAUUUUCAAGCCUAAGGGGCCUUUCUAAGUUUAAAUGUCUACUUUUAAGCCUAAAAUUUAUUUUUAUAACUAAAUUUUAUGUUUUAAGGUUCAUUUUUGAGCCUUGAUUUGAUUUUUAAGCCUAUGGUUUAUUUUUAAGCCUAAAAUUCAUUGCUGAGCAUGAAUUUCGUUACUAGGCCUAAAAUAAUUACUACUUUUAUAGGAUUGAAGCCGUAAUCGAAACAGCUCGCAAAAUGAAGCAGAUCCACGAAGUGACUUCUCAACUCGAAGUCUCCUCAAACUCAUCAACCUCUCCACCCAUCCACAACAACAACAACAACCCACCCAAGCCUAUGAAAGAAUCUCCGAAACCCCAACCUAAACCUACUGUAUUCCCACAAAAUACGGUACCAUCAGUACUACCCCAACUGCCCAACCUGGCACAAUUUGGUCAAGACUUCUACGCCCAACAACGAUUAUUAGGUAUGACAAGAAGUUUGGCCAAUGGACAAAUUGACGAUUUGCAAAUGGCGCAACUCCGGCAACUUUUGCCGUUUUUACCACAGCCUUUGUUGGGAAAUGGACUGCCUAAUGCUACGAAUGGCUUUGCUAAUUUGGGAAGUUUGCCAAUGGUGAAUAGGAAAAGGAAUCAUACUGAUGAGGUUAAGAGUGAUGUGUAUUCGAAAUUGCAUAAAGGUAAGAAGUUAAGAAAUUUUUUUUUAUUUUUUAAAAUUUGAAACUAAACAAAACAAAAAAAUCAGAAACAAAAAAUUCAAAAUCGUUAAAAAUUUUUAGAUUACAAUUUUACUUUUUCGUAAGCCUAAAUCUUUUUAAGCAAGAGUUUUAUUCUUCAACCAAAAAUUUGAGCAUUUAAGCCUAGAAUACUGAUUUAAACUUCAGAUUUAUUUUAAAGCUUGGCAUUUCAUUUUUAAGCCUAAUUUUUACUUUUAAGCCUAAGGUUUAUUUUUAAGCCUAAAUUUUAUUUUUAAGCGUAGAAUUAUAUUUUGUUGCUUAAAUUUUAUUUUUAAGUCUAAGGUUUUGUUUUUAAGCCUAGAAUUUAUUUCUAAGCCUAGAAUUAUAUUUUUUAAUUUAAAUUUCUUUUUAAGCCUACAUAGCAUUUUUAAGCCCAAUGUUCUUUUUAAGCCUAAAUUCAAGUUUUAGGCUUAGAAUUCAUUUCUAAGCCUAAAGUUUCACUUUUAAGCCUCCUUUUUAUUUUUAAGCUUAAAUUUUAUUUUGGAGCCUAGAAUUCAUUUCUAAGCCUAAAAUUUCACUUUUAAACCUAAAUUUCAUUUUUAAGCCUAAACUUUCAUUUUUAGGCCUAAUUUUACUUUUAAACUUAAAUUUUAUUUUUAAGCCUGAAGUUUCACUUUUAAGUCUAAACCCUCACUUUUAAGCCUAAAAUUUGAUCUUUAAUGCUAAAAUCAAUUUUUGUACAAAUUAACAACCUUAAAAUAAACUGUACUGUAAGCCUUGACAACCGGUUUGAAUUUGCAGUAAAUUUUACAUUUUUUACACAACACCCGUUCCGAUUCGCACCAUGCACUUUUUUCUUAAAGGGCAAAGAAACAUUCUUCCAUUUUUUGUCUAUCACCAAACAAAUAACCUUGUAAUGUACAGUAACUUGAAAAGAACCCAGCGAUGGCUGAAUGCCAAACUUUCUUGCUACGACCUUGUCAAUGGAGGUGGCAAAACAUAAAUUUUCCGAAAUUUACGGUUUUGGCACACCGCGGGAGGCUUGAUUUGCAUAGGUUUUGACCUUUGGGUUUAAAAUGACUUUAUAGGCUUAAAAUAGGAAUUUUAAGCUCAAAAAUGAAACUUAAGGCUUAAAAUUGAACUUUUGGCUUAACAAUGAGUUUUAGGCUUAUUAAUGAAGUUUAGGCUUAAAAAUGAAACUUUAGGCUUAAAAAUGAAAUUUAGGUUCAAAAAUAAAUUUUAGGUUUCAAAGUUAAACUACAGGCUUAAAAACGCAACUUUUGGCUCAUAAAUGAAGUUUUAGGCUUAUAAAUGAAAUUUUAGGCUUAAAACUAAAAAUUAUGUUGAAGAACAAUUAUUAAGCUUAAAAACAAGUUAGGGCUUGAGGAUGAAUUUUUAGGUUUAAAAUGUUAAAACUAAGCGUAGAAACUAGAGUUUAGGCUUGCACUUAUAUCAUGCUUGACAAGCACAAUCCGCACAGGUAUAGCAAGGCACAUGGCAGAGAACCGCAAUUCCCUGUUUCAGGUAGAGUAUAACAUACUCUGCCCUGUGUUUUAAACUGAGUAAAAAUCAAGCGUAGUUUCAUCAUAGCUCGCUGAUAACUACCUCUAUCUCUAGCUGGAAACCUCUAUCUUCAGCUGGCAAUAGUAACAACUCUAGAUGACAAUAGUACUAACUCCAAAUUACAAUAGUACCAACUACAGAAGAGUAUAGUACUAAACAUUGGUACUAUUGUCAGCUGAAGGUCUCGUACGUAGCCCUCGAAUUAAACCGGGUCAGAGAUUAAAGACGUCGCGACCCACCGGUGGCGGCGGAAAAACCGGUUUUCCGCACAAAUUUUGUUGUUUUUUGAGGGCUCCGGAACGGUCGGCGCUUCUUCUUUCUUUUCGGAAUUGUGACCUGGAAAGAGGCGAGGUCGCGCCGGCCGCCUGGUACGACUCGGUACAGGAAAAAAUUUAAAAAAAAAUUUGUAACCUUGUUGCAAUUACUUGCUCUUCUUUCUUUCUGCUUCAUCGUGAUCAAGAAAAACCAUAUGAUUCGAAAACAAGUUAAGCGGUUUGUUACUGUUAGACGCACUGAAAUUUUACUGUAAAAUGGCUUGUUGUGGAUGGUGGAACUGUAAAAGGCUUGUUGUAGAUGGUGAAAUAUCAAAAAAUGUUGUAAGCAGAGAAAUUUGUAUAAUUUAAUGGCACACGCACAGAAGUGCAAAAUAGUACAUGUAAACAAAAGUAGACUUCUAAAAGGCCAGGCUGAGAUGGACCGGUCUUUUUACAGGUUUUUCUUUUAGGUAUAUUCAAAAAAAAAUUUAUAUUAACGUGGUCCAAAUCUUAACAUUUCUUGAACUUUUGGACUAUAAUUUAAAAUUUUAAGAUAUUUUGGACCAAAUUUAAAACUCCAUGAACUUUUGGACCAAAACUUAAAAUUCUAAGAACUUUUAGAUCACAGUUUAAAGUUCCAUGAACUUUUUGACCAAAACGCAACUUAUAAACUAAAACUUGAAAAUUGCAAGUUUUUCGCACUAUGCUACGUAUAAGUCAUCCUUUAUGUGUAUGUUGUAUGAUAACAACGAUAAAGACCAAAAUUGUUUCAUUUCUCUCCAAAAAUGUGAUAAAACUUCUCAAAUUACAUUAAGAUUGAUCUGAUAGAGAAACUCGAUUGUAAGACAAGUGUUUUUUAGGCAAAAAAACUUAUCAAAGUCCAAUUUUGUGAAGGUUAAACACAUGAUGUAAUAAAUAACAUGUGAUUAACUACUGCCAGUUAGUUUUUGAGGAUGGAAAAAUGAAGAAAAUGUAACGAAAAAAUAAAAAAGUAUUUUAUCGUAAAAUAUAAAGGUUAGUGCUAGGUAUAUGGCUAGACUUAGGGCUAGGGCUAAAGCUAACGAAAUUUUUUUUAUUUUUUGAAAUUUUACAAAAAAAAUGAAAAAAAUAUUAUCCAACCUCUAGACCCUUCCUUUUUAGCUGACACCACCGCUUUCUCCCCAACCAGCCCUCAAAACGCAGUCCGGCCCCAGCCCCUACCAUCUUCUCAACCCAUCUACCGUUGUGUUGGCUGUAACGAGCGGCUAGAGGACACUCACUUCGUCCAAUGCCCUUCGGUAUCUCAACACAAGUUCUGCUUCGACUGUUCCAAGAACGCCAUCAAGAAACAGGUUGGAACAGCCGAAAUAUAUUGUCCUAGCGGUGAGAGAUGCCCACUUCAAGCCAGUAAAUUACCGUGGACAUUUAUGGCCAAUGAAAUCAACACGAUUCUUGGUGAUGAUUAUGUAAAGUUUGCGUUGGAGCGAGAACAGCUGGGAUUGCUACCAGCCGGCUUGGGUAUGCCGCAGACAAGGCAAGGGGCUGGAGUUUCGAGCAGUUCAAAUGGGCAGAGUACCAGUUUGUCCAAGGAUGGAACGGCCGAAACUUCACGGUCGUCCAGUGUGUCGGCGUUGAGCUCACCGAACAGUACUGGUGGUAGUCAACUUCAUUCGGCUGCUAAGGAAUAG